GGACUUAUAGAUGCGAUCCUCGACAUUCCCGAGACGGCAACAAGCGCUCAGAUCCGCGAUGCAUACAAACGCGCCGCGCUAAAGACACAUCCUGACCGGGUGCCCGUCGACUCGCCCGAGCGGGUCGCGCGCACCCGCAAGUUCCAGCUCGUCAACGACGCCUACUUCACGCUGUCGGACCCCGCGCGGCGGCGCGAGUACGACGCCCAACGCAAGCUGUUUGGGGGUGGUAGAAGUGCUGGCGCUGGUUUUGGCGCGUCGUCGCCGAACAUGCCCGGCGGCUUCGACACGGACGCCGACGACACCGACAACGCCACCAAUGACACCGCAGGCGGGGCAUACUCGUGGGCAUGGAACUUCUUCACGGGCCAAAACACCAACGCCAACACUAAUGCCGCCGGGACAGGAGCAGGGAACAACCGCGAGCAGCAGCGGGCGCAGACCGAGGACGCGCAGUUCGCCGACGUGUUCGAGGAGAUGCUGCGCGAGGAGGGCCUGGCGGAGCCCGCCACGGGGCGGCCGACGGGCAAGUUCUGGGCGCUGCUGGGCGGGCUCAGCGGCGGCGCGCUGGGGUUCAUCGUUGCCAACGUGCCAGGCCUCUUGGCGGGCGCCGUCGCCGGCAACCGCCUCGGCGCCGUGCGCGACGCCAAGGGCAAGAGCGUCUAUGCAGUCUUCCAGGAUCUCCCGCAAGACGACCGCGCCAAGCUGCUCAGCCAGCUGGCCGCGAGGGUGUUUAGCCACGCCGUCGGCAUCUAA
Molecule: messenger RNA, 756 nt
Organism: Lasiosphaeria miniovina
Lineage: Eukaryota; Fungi; Ascomycota; Sordariomycetes; Sordariales; Lasiosphaeriaceae
Product: DnaJ domain-containing protein
Exons: 3
Source: RefSeq, a predicted model, not a curated record